GGGGUGAGGUGCGCGCAGGCCGGCCGGGGACUGGUGGCGGUGUGAGCACCGCAGAUCGUCCUCAGAGCGGUCCCGACGCGGCCUCUGGGUGCAGAGCGGUGAGCGCGGCCGGAGGAAGGGUCACUGAGGUCAGCCCUCGGGACAGCGGCAUCCGACAGGGACUCAGUCAGCUGUCGGGACAACGGCACUCGACAGGGACUGAAUCUCUGGCGUCCUCCGUGUGGUGCGCGCACCUCCGGCUAUCCGACGAUACGACAAUGGAUUUUGUCAUUCUCAAGGUGAACGGCCAGGACGUGUCGCGGGCCAGCCACGAGGAUGCCGUGCGCGCCUUCCAGACCGCCAGGGAGCCGAUCGUGGUGGAGGUGCUGCGGAGAAGCGCCGACACUCUACAGAACAACGCCAACAUCGACGCCGGGAAGCUUCCCGAGGAGGCGGAGCACGUGACCACGUCGACGCAGACGGAGCUGUGGGCGUGGCAAGCCCCUGCCGAGUUUGCAUCCCCGCCGCCCUUUGCGGACGAUGCCGACGACGCCAGUGACCAUGGCUUCGACGACGCCGGUGAUGCACACCUGGAUUUUGAGGAGGUGACACUGCAUAGGUCGCUGACCUCGGAGCGCCUCGGGCUGACCCUGUACUACCCGGACGGGAACGAGGUUGACGAGCAGACCGAUGUGCUCGUGCAGAGCAUGGAUGUGGGAGGCAUCGCCGACAUGGACGGUCGUGUCCAGGCCGGGGAUCGCAUCGUCCAGAUCAACGGUGUGGAUGUGUGCAGCCGGGAAGAGGCGGAGCGUCUGCUGGCCAGCCAACCGGACGUCACUCUGCUCGUCUGCCGACCCGCCGAACAGGCAGAGUAUGACUGCGUUUUGGAACACGUGGGGACCGAAGAACCGAAUACGUCUCCACAACCCACAUACUUUGAGCGACCGCUAGAUAACAGGGUGGUCGACACGUUAUCGGCAGAAGGCAACGGCGAACGGAUCUCGCAGGAGAAGCGCGACACCAUGAAGAGUGGCAACAGUGUUAGCAGCACCAGCAGCGGCAGUAGUGGAAGCAGCAGUUCGCCGACAGGCCACCAGAGCGCCACCUUGCCGACAAUGGACGGGGAGCUGCUGCUUGUGCACCGGCAGAUGGCGUCCAUCCAGCAGGAGUGCGAGUCGCUGGCGCGCCGCCAGUGGGCCUCGCGCCGCCGCCAGGUCAUUGAUCACAUCUACGAGACGAUCCCCGAGGGCACGGAGCCGGACGAGCCGUUGUACUGUCAGCCGUACGAGCCGCGACCGCCGCCGGUGCCGGCGCCGGAGACGGCACCGCUCUGUCGCUUGGCCAGCUGGGUGUGUGUCGCCGCCGGUCGCACCGACGCGUGUCAGCGAGCCAGUGCUACCAACGACAGGGAGAGCAACAGCGGCAGGCAGGCGCCGCCUCAGGUGGCGGGCGAGCCGCUGACGCUCGAGCUGACCUUGCUUGAAGGUGAGGCGAGGCGCGAGACGGCCCCGGCCUUGAGAGAAGUGAACGAGCAGGUGCGCGUGAAUCCUGGCAUGUACAGUGACGUCGCCUGCCAACGCUGCCGCACAUGUAUGCGCCUGCCGCCGCUGCAGCCGGCAGCGACCAAGAACAAAAACAUCAUUAAUAGCGCCAAUACCGUGGAGAAGAACCGCAACUUUGUGGCGUUCCCUCCGCAGCACAUGAGCUACACGAACGCAGCGCACUUGCAAGAGACGAUGCGCCUCCAGCAUCGGCAGCUAUACCAGCGCGCUCUGCGCCAAGAACAGGACAGAGCGAAGCCGUCAACACAGCCAAUAACGUCGCACUUUCGACCGCUCGCCGGGUCGCUGGAGCAGUAUCGCUACGUCAGCUCCCCUGGCGGUGCCGCGCAGAACCACAGUCACACGCUACCAGCCGACAGGGGGCUCGGAGAGACGCAGUUCCAGUACAAGGUGAAAGUGCGCUCUGACGGCUCGCGAUACAUCGCUCGUCGCCCCGUCAGGAAGCAGAUGCUGAAGGAGAGGGCGGCACGCAUCACUGAGGAGCGAACCGGCGUUACCACAGAUGACGACGCUGUCUCCGAGCUCAAGCUGGGCCGCUACUGGCCUAAAGAAGAGAAGAAGCGGCAGCUGGUGCACGCUAGGGAAAAGAAGAUGAAACUGCAGGAAAGAAACCAAACGGCAUGCUUCCCGGAGGAUGGCGCACGGGACGAGCUAAGCUUGCGAAAACGACUGACUGCGCAAGGCAGCUUGAAUGCAAACUUUCAGAGAAGACCCCCCACUUCAUCGCGGAGGAGGAACCACAGCGAAGAGGCCUCCAAAUACACAAAGCCUACCCUGAGCGGCGGCAUUGUGCUGUCCGUGACCACCGUUUGACAUUUCACUCCACCAGAUGCUCGGUCGCCGCCUGCUGCCGCGGAUCGUGUGUCAGUAUGACUCGGUUGAGCUCCAUUUGACGUGCCUAGUUGCACAAGUCGCAAUCGCAAUGGGAACCCCGUGUGGAGCCUCUUCAGGAGACACCAGGAGCACUUCGUUUCCCUACGGACCACGACGACACUUCCCAGCACCCCGAACUGCGCUUCGUCUCCGCCCGUCCGUUACCACGGUGCUCGUGAGGUUUUUUGGCGUCUGCCAAUCCAGGACGGGCAUCCGAAGAGUUCUGGGCUUCCCUCGGAUGGGAAGAGUCCCGGAAGUGUUCUGGGCUUGCCACCCCUUCGGCGCCGUCCCGCCGUCGGACAUCCUAGCUAGUCAUGAGGCUCUGUAGCGAAGCUUUGGGAGAGUGGAAGUCCCUGGUGCGAGAACGCCGGUGUAGUUUUUGUAGGUCUCCGCCACGCAUGCGGGGUGAUGUGCUUCUUUGUUGUGGUUAAGUGAAAAUGGGCGGAGGUGCGGCCGUGAGAGCACUGCGCGAUGUUGUGACCACACAUAGCUGGGUAACAGAACGCUACAGCUGCGAGAAUCCUCGCCGAGGAUGCCUGGCUACUGCUAUAUUUACGAUACGUUAGCUUCGUGAUGUCGCGAGACGGUAAAUCUAAAAUGUCUUGUGAAAGAAUUUGCUGCUGAGAUGGCAUUCAUGUUGUAUAAACGCCAUUACACAAAGAAAAUCCGCGCCUGAGGAACGGAGCGUAUUUGAACCUGUCUAUCGAUUGUAACCUCCCAUCAAGAAAUUGCUGAUGCGUUUAGAUCAUUGGCCUGAAUGACCGUAUGGGUUCAUUCUAUUCCAAAUUUGUGUCGCUGUCGGGAAAGGUGUAUGCACGGUGCAUGCGUUCAGUGCAUCGAAAUGUCUUUUGACGACGGAAACAACAUUUGGGUCACUUAAGUUUCUGCGCAGGUUUCGUGUCUCUGUGAUCGAUUUUAUCGCGAAUUGUUUGUGCAACGUAUGUCUGAUGUCUCAAGAGAAAAGUGACUUCCGAA
This is a messenger RNA of Pollicipes pollicipes, 3389 nucleotides long. RefSeq names its product E3 ubiquitin-protein ligase PDZRN3-B. The transcript is spliced from 10 exons. The record is from RefSeq and is a predicted model, not a curated record. Gene Ontology annotation, molecular function: protein binding. The coding region runs from base 258 to 2354 and encodes 698 amino acids. NCBI's taxonomy places the organism in Eukaryota, Metazoa, Arthropoda, Thecostraca, Pollicipedomorpha, Pollicipedidae.